Molecule: messenger RNA, 2367 nt
Organism: Hevea brasiliensis (rubber tree)
Lineage: Eukaryota; Viridiplantae; Streptophyta; Magnoliopsida; Malpighiales; Euphorbiaceae
Product: protein ELF4-LIKE 1
Biological process (GO): positive regulation of circadian rhythm; entrainment of circadian clock
Source: RefSeq, a predicted model, not a curated record
GGAUACACAGGAGUGGUGGGUCAGAUGAGAUGCUCCAACCACAGCCAAACACCAUAGACCGCCAUUGCAAGUCGGUUUGCCAGUGACCCGCUCCAUUACUCUCUCUUACCGCAAGAUAUAAAACUCCCUAAACUACCGACUACGGCCAUUUCUGGUAGAAAGAAGAUAAAAUCAGAGCCGCUGGGAGAAAAUCUUGAGAGAGAGAGAGAGAGAGAGAGAGAGAGAGACUUUAUUAUGAAUGAUCACGCUUGAGUCAUCCUCACUGGUGGAGGUGGAUUCGACCAUGGAUGACGUCACUUCACCUAAACCAAAACCGAUACUCUCCAAAACCAACAAGAACAAGCGGCUCACCGGGGAAUUCAACAUCGUUGAUAAUGAUGAUGAUGAGACUGAGGAGGAAGACUGCGAUGUGGAAGUUUGGGAUACGCUCAGCAAGAGUUUCAGGCAGGUGCAGGCCGUAUUGGAUCAAAACCGGAACCUGAUUCAGCAAGUGAACGAGAACCACCAGUCCAUGGUACCGAAUCUCACCAAGAACGUUUCCUUGAUUCGCGAGAUUAAUGGAAAUAUCUCCAAGGUCAUCUCCAUCUACUCCGAUUUAUCUCUCAACUUCUCCAAAGUUGUGCAGGAACGGCGUCGCAUUAAGAACGAAAGCAGUGUGGAGAGAUCCGAUUCCUGAAUUUCGAUCGAUGAAUUUUAAGAUGAUUUCAUGGCUGCGGGACUGCUUUUAUCUCCAUUACCUCUUGCCCCAUAGACGUAAUAAGGUAUUUAUGUUCUAUUUUGCUUUUCGAUUCUGUUCUCUCGUUUGCUAGUUUCAUCUCAUAUUUUUCUUUUAUUAUUUGCUUUCAUAAGUUCCAAACAGAUGUCGAGACUUUUCUUCAUUGGUAGGUCCUGUAUUUUGUUCAUUAAGGGGUGUUGGUAGAAGGGGAGAGGGGAAGAGAGACCAUUACAUAAAUGAAUGGUAGAUUGCAUUCAUUCUUAUAAGCAUCUAAACCCAAAACCUUGAGCUAGUUGGUACUAGGUAGAAAAGCGCUUGUAUUUUAAGCCAACUAUAGGAUCCUGGUCUUGCCAUUGUGGACUACAGACUACUGCCAACAGAAAUGGCAAUUUCACCCUGUGAAGGCAGAAUUUAUCUCCACCAAAGUUACUUGAGAGGAAUGAGUUGAGGCAUUCCUGCCCUGCCUUGUCUCAUUGUUCGCCAAUUUUAAAAGGUAUUUUCCAUAUAUUUUGGAUAUAUGCAUGCAUCCUCUAAUGAUAAUAUAUGAUUAUAUAUUUUUUAAAAUUUAAAUAAAUUAUAUUUAAAAAAAAAUUUGCAUCUUGAAGUUUCAAGCUUGCUACUGUAUAUUCUUGUGAAAAUAACAUUAGCAUAUAGUGAUCAUUUGAGCAUUUUUAAGGAGGCCUUCUCUUGUAAGCUUGAGGGUAUGUAUUUGUAUUUUUAGGUGCUAAACUAACAGUGAAGGAACGGAUAGGUUAUCAAGUUUAGUUUUGCUGGCUAUGUUCACUGUUGUAUUAACACAUAGCAUCUGUGGUCCUGUAUUUUUAUAUGAUUACUUUGUGGAAUUAAUUUGAAUUAGGGGUUUGAUCAAAUUGUUUAACUCUGCUUUAGAUGUAGGCGUGUCAGACUUUUUGACCAAACACAGAAGUAGUAGUAGCGUUUGUUGUUAUCUUGUAUUUGUAUUGAUAACAUGUUCUAGUUCUAGACUUUUUGAAUGUUUUGAGGAACUCAAAGUUUAUCAUGAAAUUAACGAGAGAUAAUUGGAGUCUAACUGUUUAAAUUUGCUAGGCUAAAGUUAAGAAUGCAAGGCUUAUGCUAUUUUACUUGAAAACAAUCAAUGAAAAAUUGAUUAUAGUUAGCCCAAUCAAUCUGAGUUCAAAGUUUUGUCAGUGUAUCAGGUAGGAUCCAGAUUAAUAGAUAGAAGCGUAUGAAACUUUGAUACAUCCUUCAAACAUCAUAAAACAGGCAAACAAUGAAGUUAUGCUGCACAAAAAGAAUGGCAGGGCGAAGAAAUCCUUCGUUCUAAAAACUGUGUGCUGUGUCUUUUAGUCUGUCUUCUUAUUAGAUUGGCAAUCAUUUCAUGUGAUUGCCCUGGGCAUGGAUCCUGAUUACUGUACUCUCUCUGUCCAACAACUUGACAAAGGCCACUGGACAGCUCAGUCUAUUCUCUCAAUGCUUUCCCUUGUCUAUUGUCAUGGUGCAUUGUUUUGAUUGGAAUUCAUGAAGUGCAAGUUCAAUUACAUAUAUUUCAAGUGAGAUUCUCUCUAAAAUGAGAAUCAAGGUUGAUGAUGUCUCCGGGAGAGGUCUUUGUAAUCGAUAUAAUUGUUUUUGUUGAUCAAUUAUAUUUUGCCAAUGAAAGUUCUCUGUUUUUCCCA